Trichoderma atroviride IMI 206040 is the source of this 1717-nucleotide messenger RNA. RefSeq lists its product as uncharacterized. Gene Ontology annotation, biological process: polysaccharide catabolic process. Gene Ontology annotation, molecular function: cellulase activity. The record is from RefSeq and is a predicted model, not a curated record. Lineage: Eukaryota; Fungi; Ascomycota; Sordariomycetes; Hypocreales; Hypocreaceae.
AUGACGAUCCGAAUCCUCGUCAACGCUGCGCUGCUGGCCAUCCCCAUCGCCGUGACGCUGGGCAUCUUGUUUGGCCUGCAAUCGCACCGAGAUGCCACGGGCCAGCCGCCGUUGUUUGCGCCGCAGCCGCCGCCAAUUCCCACUCCUGCGCCGCCGAAACCUCCAAAGAAUGGCGUCACCAAGACGAGGUAUUGCCAGAAGUCGUUUGGAAUCACACCAGAUACCACUGGGCAGAAGUAUAUAUUAAAUCCCAACCAGUGGAACUGGAACGUCGGCGAUCCGGGACGCUUGUGUAUGAAUGUCACCACGAAUAACAACGGCACAUACCCCACAAGCACUACGGCACCCGAGUUCAUGAUUUCAUGGCAGUAUCCCGUUGGCCCAGAAGACGACCCUGUGCAUGCUUUCCCCAACAUCCAGGUUGAUACCGACGUACUCCCCGCCACCGUUGAUAGCAUCUCCAAAGUCGAUAUCGAUAUCGAAUGGUCCUAUGGCGUCGGCAAUGAGACCACAACGGCCUCUUCCCUUGCUGAUCUGACCGCCGACAGUCUCAACACCAAUGUUGCUAUCGAUAUGUUUAUUGAUAGCGAUAAGACGUCUGCUCAGAACCCUGCCAAGGCCAAGUUCGAACUCAUGGUGUGGUUUGCAGCUUUUGGUGCUUCUACUCAGCCCAUCGGUUUUGGCCAAGGUCCUAUAUCCACCCAGAAACUUGGUAGCGACACAUUCAAUCUUUAUUCUGGCAUCAACACAGCGACGAAGCAAAACGUCAUGACCUGGUACACCGACACACCCAUAGAAAAGUUCAACGGAGACAUCUCUCCACUCAUUAACAGUGUGUUCAAGCUCACCGCUACUACCGACCUUCCCAAGUCCAGCGACUACUUAGGAUACCUAGCUCUGGGCUCUGAGGCCUUUUCCGUGGACAAGACCGUCACGCUUUACGUACCCCAACUCUCGAUAGAUAUAGAAACAUCCUCCACAUAAGGGAGCACCUAAUAAUAUGGCGACUUGAUUUUUUUUUCUAUUUUAAUCUCAAAUUUCGUCUAAAUCAACCGUGCCGUCCGACAAUUGCCCUUUUUGUCUCGUCCAAAACCUCCGAUUCGCCCUGGCGCUGGUGGAAGAUUUAACCGUCGACGUCAACGAUAUCCGGCUGAAAUGACGCUGCCACGCCCCUCCCUGGCUGCAACCUCUGUCUCGGCAAGGUGGCGAUGGACAAAAAUUCUCCUAAAUGACGAGCAUCGGGCCCUAGACGAAAUACAACAUUAAUUAAUCGAUCGAGCACGGCAUGGCAUGGCAUCCACUCCGAUCAGAUCAGAUCUUUUUCUUCCGCAUGUACUCGUACAUAAUGGACUUUUUGUCGUGGGUUUCAGGGUCUUUUGAGAACUAGGGUGGUUAUGUUUUCAUAGUUGCAUGGCGUUUUUCUGCCAAUUGCGUCUCGGGUAUGGAGUUUGGGCGGGUUUUGCUAUUUUGAGCCAUUACGUGUACAUACAACCUUUGCUGCGAACCAUGUUUAUUCAGUGACAUCUUUUUCUUCAAAUUUUUCUUUUACUCGUGGAUUCAAUGCCUAGUGUUUUUCUCUGAGUCUCUGUCGUUCCGACCACUUGGUAAAUAGGAGUGGGGAGUUCCUGAGCCGCCAAGGAGACAGGGCCUCUCAUGGCAAAACUCUUCGGGUAAAAAGCCGUUCUAAUUAUCCUGUCGCCGCGCAAUUGGCCAAUCA